Adineta steineri is the source of this 522-nucleotide messenger RNA. The record is from the annotation of a GenBank genome assembly. Lineage: Eukaryota; Metazoa; Rotifera; Eurotatoria; Adinetida; Adinetidae.
AUGAAUCCACUUGCUUCAAUUCUGUAUUCAUCAUCACCAGUUAAUACAAAAAAAUGUAAAAAUCUAUCAUUCCAAUCAUCUGUAAAACCUCUAUCAAAAAAAACAUCUCAAUGUCAAAUUGGUAUGCUAUUUCGUUCAUCAACACCGAAAACUUCUUUACAAACUGGAAUAAAACCAACGAUAACAGCUCAUCCAACGACAUUGUCAUUUUCUUCACCAUCAAAAUCAUUCUCAAUGAAUUCUCCUCAAAGUCCACGUUGUUCAACACCACUAUUUGCUAAACAACGACGUACACGUCCGUUUAUCGCAUGUGAACUCUGUCGACAACGUGCAUUUCAAUCAAUAAAUUCCGAUGAAAAUAAAACGAAAGAUAAUGAAACCGAAAAGAAAAAUUCUAAACAACAACAUCAUCAUUCUACAACAAUACAAUAUUAUCAAUAUCAAACAAAUACUAGUAGUAUCCGUCGACGUCGUCGAAGACAACGUUCAUCAAUGGAUCAACUUCUUGUAUGGAUCGUAUAA